UGCAAAUAUCCAGCCAGCCACUAAGAAGCCCGUCGGGGACGGGAAACCGACGACUCUGGCGCAGAGGCUGGCGUGUGCUGCCAUUCUCUCCCACGUGGAAACAAAAGAGAGUCUGCAUUCUACUUCCGGCGGUGUAUCCUCCUCUCGUCGUCCUCUCAACUUUGUUUCAUUCCCGAAAUUCGCAACGCCUCCUUCGCCGAGGAAGAAACUUACUGUACGAUCGGCUUUUCCUGGUUCUGAGUCUUCUGCAGUCAUGGUGCGCAAUAAUCGACGCCAGAGGGCAAAACCACAACCUGCUUCUGAGCGUCCUGGUUGUCCUCCUCUGAACUUGGUUCCCUCGCAUGAAGCACAGGUCGCAGAUGCCUGUGGAGCGCAGUCUCACUCUGGGACUUCCGCAGACGUGCUUGACAGUAGUCGACACAAGAGGCCAAAACGACAACAAAUUACCAACCGUCCUGGCUGUCCUCCUUUGAAGUUUGUUUCAGCUCAUGAAGCAGAGGCCGCAAAUGCUGCAAAGUUGCCACGCCCUCCAAAACGACGGCCUACUUCCUACCGUCCUGGCUGUCCUCCUUUGAAGUUUGUUCCCGCACAUGAAGCAGAGGCCGCAAAUGCAAAAUUUCCGCGCCCUCCAAAACGACGGCCUAUUCCCGACCGUCAUGGCUACCCUCCUUUGAAGUUUGUUCCUGCACACGAAGCAGAGGCUGCAUAUGCUGCGAUGUUUCCCAGACGCUCUCUACAACGGCGGCCUACCUCCUACCGUCCUGGCUGUCCUCCUUUGAAGUUUGUUCCCGCACAUGAAGCGAAAGCUGCACAUACCACAAAGAGCCCGACAGAUGCUCUUGACACCGUGACAGGGGCUGCUUGAACUUAUAAUCUCCCAUGUCGGACCGAAACGAACCUUUGGCGAUUUCCUUCCAUGACGAACAAUCUGUCCUCUACAAUCACAACGGAACUAGUUGCACCUUCUCAGAACAACAACAAGGCAUUUAGAACUCGCACGAUGGCCGAACUACUCCACUUUGUAAUACUUACUUUUGGUCGCAACAGCGGGCGGCGGGCGGACCAGGAGACAUUCGCGGUGGCGGGCAGUUGCUCAAGGCUGAACUUGUCU
This is a messenger RNA of Suillus discolor, 1111 nucleotides long. RefSeq lists its product as uncharacterized. Lineage: Eukaryota; Fungi; Basidiomycota; Agaricomycetes; Boletales; Suillaceae. The coding region runs from base 254 to 865 and encodes 203 amino acids. The record is from RefSeq and is a predicted model, not a curated record. The transcript is spliced from 5 exons.